AUGGUGGAUAUACUACGGAAGUUUGUCAGAGAAGAGCGCUUUGGCAACUGGGCGUUGCACAUUGACGCUGUGUCAGAAAUGCUGCGCUACCUGGCAGCUUCUGGGCACAACCCCUACACCAAAUCAGCCUACCUCUGUGUGCAUCGGAUGAGCAAGCUCAAGGAUGAACGUCAAGAUAUGAUGGGAUGUGACCUCCACCCUGACUCAACAAAUACCGACGUUUGUAGCGUCGAUAACUUUACACCUUCAUGUCAAGAAGGGUCUGAAUGGCAACUGAUCUUCAAAGGGGUUGCUGGGACGGGAAUUAAGUUGUAUGAUCUCUGGACUAACACCACGUGGGGUGAAGAUUUGGGGUGUCAUGGGAACUAUCGAAACAAAGCUUUAUACGAUGCUUGGAACGAUAGAAAGUUGAACGUCAAGCAGGUCAAGCUGUCAUUGUAUGACGACACUGGGGUCAAAGUUAAAUUGGUAUUCAAGGGAACAGACUCAGACAUUUUGAGCUGGUUCGCCAAGGAGCGCCUUGUAUCCUCUCUAUGGAGUGACCUGACAACAACAGCCACUACGAAUUACUUCUCUAUCGAUGGAGAUGUGACCUCUAUUCUUUUGAUAGAUCGGCGGUUCUUCAUCAAUAUGAACUACGGUGGAUGUGAUAUCGACCGUGGCUGGAUGGUGGUGGUAGAUUCAGAAGGACCUUGCUCAUGGGAGAAAUCAUUCAGCAGUUAUCCUGCUAUAAUGUACAGUACAAACUACACAUCAACUACUUUUAAUGACGCAAGAAAUGAUAAAAUUUUGGGCAUAGCUGAUUACUUGACCAUCCACAUCGAUACGGAGUGA
This is a messenger RNA of Asterias rubens (European starfish), 834 nucleotides long. RefSeq lists its product as uncharacterized. NCBI's taxonomy places the organism in Eukaryota, Metazoa, Echinodermata, Asteroidea, Forcipulatida, Asteriidae. The coding region runs from base 1 to 834 and encodes 277 amino acids. The record is from RefSeq and is a predicted model, not a curated record. The transcript has 6 exons.